AUGGAGUUAGCAGUAGCUAAUGAGGAUGUUAACCUGGCUGCCUUUAGAAGCCAGAUUCCUCUAUCAAUAAACAAUGGGAAACCAGCACCUGGAGAGUUUGAUGGGCCUGGUUGUUACCGUUGUUACAGGGAUGGGAACAGUGUGGAGUCAUGUGGAUCUGAUGGCAUAGUGGGCUACGAGACUCUGGAUGCUCCACCACACUAUGAUUUCUAUGCCAACACAGUAUGGGGCAGACAGAGGCGCUUCAGACCCUCCUUGUUUCAGCUGCAUGCGGACCCUGAGGACUCCAGCCCUCCCCCCUUGUACGAGGAGACAGCAGCGAGACAGAUUGCAGGAGGAGGAAGCUCUGAAGAAGAGGAGGAAGAUGAGCCGCAAUCUGAACCUACACGCCUCGGCUGGGUGCAAGGAGUCAUGAUCCGUUGCAUGUUGAAUAUUUGGGGGGUAAUCUUGUACCUGAGACUGCCCUGGAUCACUGCUCAAGCUGGCAUAGGGUUGACCUGGGUGAUCAUCCUCCUGUCCUCUUGUAUAACUGGGAUCACUGGUCUCUCCACCUCAGCCAUCGCCACAAAUGGAAAGGUUAAGGGAGGUGGGACCUACUUCCUGAUCAGUCGUAGCCUUGGUCCAGAACUGGGUGGGUCCAUUGGUCUAAUCCUUGCCUUUGCCAAUGCUGUCUCAGUUUCUAUGCACACUGUGGGAUUUGCUGAAACUGUUCAGGAGCUCAUGCAUGAGAAUGGGGCUGCCAUAGUGGACCCAAUCAAUGACAUCCGCAUUAUCAGCGUCAUCACUGUAACAUGUCUGCUAGCUAUCUCAUUAGCUGGCAUGGAGUGGGAGUCAAAGGCCCAGAUCCUGUUCUUCUUGGUCAUCAUGGUAUCGUUUGGCAACUACAUUGUUGGAACCAUAAUUCCUGCCUCACAGCAGAAACAAGCAAAGGGUUUCUUUAGCUACAGAGCGGAUAUCUUUGCUACCAAUUUUGUACCCAGCUGGCGUGGGCCGGAGGGCAGUUUUUUUGGCAUGUUCUCCAUUUUCUUCCCCUCAGCCACAGGCAUCCUGGCAGGUGCUAACAUCUCUGGAGACCUUAAGGACCCAACAGUUGCCAUUCCCAGAGGAACACUGAUGGCGAUAUUCUGGACUACUUUAUCCUACCUCAUCAUCUCUGCUACCAUUGGUGCCUGUGUGGUGCGGGAUGCAUCUGGCCUGGUGAAUGACACCUCACUCACUACUGAUGACUGUGUUGGUUUGGCUUGUCAGUAUGGAUGGGACUUCACGGACUGCAUCAACAAUAACACAUGCACCUAUGGCAUCAGUAACUACUAUCAGACAAUGAGCAUGGUAUCAGGCUUUGCCCCCCUCAUCACUGCUGGUAUAUUUGGAGCAACACUGUCCUCUGCUUUGGCCUGCUUGGUGUCUGCUGCUAAGGUGUUCCAGUGUCUGUGUAAGGACAAGCUCUACCCUCUCAUUGGCUUCUUUGGGAAAGGUUAUGGGAAGAACGAUGAACCACUCAGAGGCUACAUCCUGACUUACAUCAUAGCUGUCUGUUUCAUCCUGAUUGCGGAGCUGAACACCAUAGCUCCUAUUAUCUCCAACUUCUUCCUCUGUUCCUAUGCUCUCAUCAACUUCAGCUGCUUUCAUGCCUCAAUCACUAACUCACCAGGUUGGCGCCCAUCUUUUCAGUACUACAGUAAAUGGGCAUCGUUACUAGGCGCAGUAGUUUCCGUGGUUGUCAUGUUCCUCCUGACAUGGUGGGCAGCCCUCAUCGCCAUCGGCAUUGUCGUGUUCCUGUUGGGAUAUGCACUGUAUAAGAGGCCUGCUGUGAACUGGGGCUCAUCAGUGCAGGCCAGCUCCUACAACAUGGCUCUGUCCUACUGUAUUGGUCUCAACUUUGUGGAGGACCACAUCAAGAACUACAGACCACAGUGCUUAGUGCUCACGGGACCUCCCAGCAGUCGGCCAGCUCUAGUGGAUUUUGUCAGCUCUUUCACAAAGGGCCUCAGCCUCAUGGUUUGUGCUCAUGUGCUCAUUGAUGGCUGUCCAUCUAUAGCUGAGACAGCACGCAGCAGCAGUCACGUCACCUGGCUGAACCAACGCAAGGUUAAGUCCUUCUAUCAAGGUGUGGUAGCUAGAGACCUGCAAUCUGGAGCUAACAUUCUGCUACAGGGGGCAGGCUUGGGUCGUAUCAGGCCUAAUGUUAUGCUGAUGGGCUUCAAGGCAGACUGGAGAGACACACCUCAGGCAGCGCACAGCUACAUAGGAACACUGCAUGAUGCAUUCGACCUACAGUAUGGUGUGUGUGUGCUCAGGAUGAAGGAAGGACUAGAUGUCUACCGUUCACCUCAGUCCGACAUUAGCUCAGGCUUUGAUGAUGGACAGGAGAGUGAAAACAACAUGCCUACCCUUACCCACAUUCAAACCAUCAGUACAUCUAACCGCACCUCUGUUGGAACAGAGCCUCAGCUGGGUACAGUGUUUCAGAAGAAACAAGGAAAGAAGACCAUAGAUGUGUACUGGCUCUCAGAUGAUGGAGGUCUGACCCUACUGUUGCCCUAUCUGCUGACUCGUAGGAGACGCUGGGCCAGAUGUAAGGUCAGAGUGUUUGUGGGCGGAGAUGCAACUAGGAAGGAGCAGCAGAGAGAGGAGAUUUUAGCACUGAUCAAGAAAUUCCGUCUUGGUUUCCACGAUGUUUGUGUACUUCCUGAAAUCCAGUUGAAUCCCAGACCAGGAAGUGUUGAGCAGUUUGAAAAUAUGCUGGGCCCCUUCAAGCUGGAGACCACCACCAAGCAGUGCUCUGAUUCUGAGCCACAGAGGGGAAACAAGCAGCCCUGGAGGAUCACCGAGCAGGAUCUAGAGAGGAACAGAGCAAAAUCCCUCCGUCAGAUCCGUCUGAAUGAGAUUCUGCAGGAAUACUCCAGAGAAGCUGCCUUGAUUGUUAUCACCAUGCCAGUGGGGAGGAGAGGUAUUUGUCCUAGUACUCUUUACCUAGCAUGGCUGGACUUCGUGUCACGUGACUUGAGACCUCCAGUCCUGAUGAUCAGAGGGAACCAGGAAAAUGUUCUCACCUUUUACUGCCAGUGACAAUAAUGAUGGACAACAUUUACAACUCAGUAUACUUCUGACAAUUUUGCCUUGACUUAGAAAGUACCGUAUUGAUCUGAAUAUAAGACGACCCUGAUUUUAAGACGACCCCUCUUUUUCAAGACCCUUUUUUGGAAAUAUACUUUUUAUAUGGACAUUCUGCGACACCAGCCCAUGGUAGCUUUAAACUCAGGCAUUUAAAUAUGCUGCCCCUGCCGAUUGGGACACCCUCCAAACUACCCUGAAGCUUCCAGAUUUAGUUUCUUUCAGUGCCUUUAACCCUCAUAAGGUAUUCGGGUCUGUGGGACCCGUGCGGGGUAUGUUGAGCUCUGUGGCAACUUCA
Myripristis murdjan (pinecone soldierfish) is the source of this 3412-nucleotide messenger RNA. It is a transcript of the gene slc12a3, whose product is annotated as solute carrier family 12 member 3. The coding region runs from base 1 to 3069 and encodes 1022 amino acids. The transcript is spliced from 26 exons. Gene Ontology annotation, biological process: cell volume homeostasis; sodium ion transmembrane transport; potassium ion homeostasis. Gene Ontology annotation, cellular component: apical plasma membrane. Gene Ontology annotation, molecular function: sodium:potassium:chloride symporter activity. NCBI's taxonomy places the organism in Eukaryota, Metazoa, Chordata, Actinopteri, Holocentriformes, Holocentridae. The record is from RefSeq and is a predicted model, not a curated record.